UGUUUUAUUUAGUAUUUGGUUUAAACAGCUGAUCGCAACGAGGCGACUCGGACUGUGCUUGCCAUCCAGCUAUCAAAAGCGUCUGCUGGUCUCAAUAUGAGAGAAAAACACACGACCACUGAAAGAGCUUUGUAGUUUCACGCUGUCAUGGAUGAGGAGUUUGAGAGGCACUGCUCGGAGCUGGUCGCCCGGGAGAGGAGCGGACACACGGCGGUGGUGGAGAGCAGCCUGCUGUACGUGUGGGGAGGAUACAUGUCGAUUGCUGAAGACGAGGUGUUUCUACCCAGCGAUGAGAUCUGGGUUUAUGACUUGGAGGGAGGUACAUGGAGAGUGUUUCACAUGGAAGGAGAAGUCCCUCCCUCCAUGUCGGGGACCUGCGGCAGCUCCCUGGACGGACACUUGUACAUAUUUGGAGGUUGUGAUGACAAUGGACAAACCAAUCAAAUUUACUGUGUGGACCUGACCGACGGUAAAUAUACGUGGAGGAAGAUCAUGCAUGAGUUUGGUUCUGCACCAUCACCUCGAGACAAAUUAUCCUGCUGGGUUCAUGGUGGGAGACUCAUCUACUUUGGUGGAUAUGGCCACAAACUGUUGACUGAUGUUGACAGCAGAAACAGAAGCUUCAUCAUAGACGAAACAUCAUGGGUUGAAGAUGUUUUCUGGGGCUGGAACAAUGAAGUUCAUGUAUUUGAUCCUGCACAAUCCACAUGGAGUGAACCAAAAAUCCAGGGCCGCGCUCCCGCUCCGAGAGCAGCCCACGCCAGCGCCACCCUGGGCUGUAGAGGCUACGUCUGUGGAGGUAGAGUCAUGGAAACCAGGACAAGUGACAUCCAUUGCCUAAACCUUGAAUCGUGGGCAUGGUCAGAAAUAGUCCCAGAUUCCUCCAUUCCAGUGGGAAGGUCCUGGCAUACUCUCACAGCAGUGUCAGAUACCGCCCUCUUCCUAUUUGGAGGUCUCAGUGUGGACUGCAAACCCAUGAGUGAUGGCUGGUUGCUCGACACUGAAACAAAGAAAUGGACAGAAUUUGAGCACCCUUUUAAGAAUAAACCAAGGUUGUGGCACACUGCGUGUCCGGGGAAAGAUUCAGAUGUCAUCGUGUUUGGCGGAAGCUGCGACUACAUCCUGCUGGUCGACACUGGCCACUGCAACGAUGCACUUGUUUUCCAGAUGCAGCCAUAUCCUCUGUUUAGGAUUUGUGAGGAUUACAUCGCGAAGGACGUGAGAAACUCGGAGAAGCUCAGAAACCAGCUCCCUCUUCUGCCUCCCAAGCUGCAGAAGGCAGUUCAGAAGAGGAUGUCUUUCUACAGGCCUUCAAAGAAGCCAAACCUGAGUUAAAAAAAACAACAAGAAUGCCAACAACAGUGCAAUAUCAAACACUUACUUUUACCAUAAAAGUACUUAAUAGGUACUGCACUGCCUCCAGCAAACUUUGGUUUGAACAUUAUUUUUUUUACAUAUAUAUUGUGCAAAAAAAUAUUUAAUGUAGCUGUAUUUUAUUGUUUUACAAAUGCACAUUUUAUUUUGUACAGUCUUUAAUGUGAAACAUUCACUAACACAGAUGGCUCAUGAUUAAAAGGCACUUCGAAAG
Messenger RNA from Salarias fasciatus (jewelled blenny), 1588 nucleotides. RefSeq names its product kelch domain-containing protein 1. Lineage: Eukaryota; Metazoa; Chordata; Actinopteri; Blenniiformes; Blenniidae. The transcript is spliced from 14 exons. The coding region runs from base 148 to 1335 and encodes 395 amino acids. The record is from RefSeq and is a predicted model, not a curated record. Gene Ontology annotation, molecular function: protein binding.